GAAGCCGGAAGUACUGUUGGGUAAACUCACGUGUACAACAUGAAAAAUACCAAAAAACACAAUAAUGUGUCCAGUAAGGCUAAAUUCAAGCCAGGGUCCAAGAAGAGAGAAAACAAAUGCAUCGUUAUGUUUGACGACAAAGACAGACAGGAGUAUUUAACCGGUUUCCAUAAGCGAAAGGUGGAGAGGAGGAAAGCAGCGGUAGCAGAAAUUCAGAAGAAAAUCAAGGAAGAGCAGAUCAGAGUCAGAGAAGAAAGGCAUAAGGAGUACAUAAAGAUGUUGAAAGAGAGGAAAGAAGCUCUUGAGGCAGCUGAAGAUGAUCUGGAAGAAGCUAUAACCAGCACAACGGAGGCUGUGCAGUAUGAUCACCCCAACCACACUGUCACCGUGACAACCAUCAGUGAUCUUGACCUCACAAUGGCUCACCGCCUUGGACCCGUAGCUAAUCAGGUUAAUGGGGAGGCUGAGGAUAAAGAACAGGGGGAGGAAGAGAAGGAGAAAACGCAGAUGCCAAGAAAAGCUGGGAAUCCCAUCAUCAACAAAAAGAUCCGCUCCCUGACUGCGUCGCUCAACGCUUUCACCAGCAAGCAGAAGAGGAAAGGGAAGCAGGAAGGCCGACGAGGACGAGGCCGUCCGACAGACAAGAGACGCGGUGCCACAGAGGGUAAAAACAGAGGCGGGAAGACCAGCAAGUGGCAGAGACGGCGAAACACUGGGAAAAGGGUUCAUUAUCAGGACUGAAAGAGCGCGCAGGAAAUUAUAAUGUAGGCUUCCAGCUUUGAAGAGAGUUGACGACUUGUGCCAGCGUCCCACAGCUGAACAAAUUGGACUUUUGGAGUAUUUCUGCUCCUGUGUUUCAGCAGGAUUUGCUCAGAAGCUUUCCAAGUGUCGGUCCGUCUUUCAUGGCAUCGCUCAGUGUUUCCACAGUACCUGCCUCUUGAAACCUUGUGCCCAGAUGUGUACCUUUGUAUCUUUCAAAGCUGUAAAUUGUUUUUGUAGUGUUACUAAGUUUUCAUUAAAUAAAAGAUUAAUCUUA
Molecule: messenger RNA, 1036 nt
Organism: Chelmon rostratus (copperband butterflyfish)
Lineage: Eukaryota; Metazoa; Chordata; Actinopteri; Chaetodontiformes; Chaetodontidae
Gene: nol12
Product: nucleolar protein 12
Exons: 6
Coding region: 40-741 (233 amino acids)
Cellular component (GO): nucleolus
Molecular function (GO): RNA binding
Source: RefSeq, a predicted model, not a curated record